This is a messenger RNA of Arabidopsis lyrata subsp. lyrata, 704 nucleotides long. RefSeq names its product coiled-coil-helix-coiled-coil-helix domain-containing protein 10, mitochondrial. Gene Ontology annotation, biological process: mitochondrion organization. The transcript is spliced from 5 exons. The record is from RefSeq and is a predicted model, not a curated record. NCBI's taxonomy places the organism in Eukaryota, Viridiplantae, Streptophyta, Magnoliopsida, Brassicales, Brassicaceae. The coding region runs from base 92 to 523 and encodes 143 amino acids. Gene Ontology annotation, cellular component: nucleus; mitochondrion.
UCGUCGGUUAGGUGCUUUUUGGUCGCAGAGUAUCGUCAAGUUUUCGCCGGAGAAUUCAUCACGUAGUAAUCUUCAACAUCUGAAAUUCAAAAUGCCUCGAGGUAGCUCCGGAGGAAGAUCUGGUUACCGUCCUCCUCGCUCUUCUCGCCCUGCAGCUGCUCGAAGCCCACCUCCUCAAACUGUUAAUCGUGCUCCUCCUCCAGCAACAGCUCAGCCUAGUGGCGGUGGUAUCUUUAGAAAUAUUCGGUCCAUAGUUGAUGGUUUUGCUUUUGGUGCUGGAAAUACUGUUUCACACAGGGUUGUGGAUUCUGUGAUGGGUCCACGAACCUUUAAGCACGAAACCGUUGUUUCUCAGGCUGCCCCUGCUUCCCCUGUUGCAACUAGCAUGAGUGCUUGUGACAUUCACUCCAAGGCUUUCCAAGAUUGCGUCAACCAUUUUGGAAGCGACAUCAGUAAGUGCCAGUUCUACAUGGACAUGCUGAGUGAAUGCAAGAAGAAUUCUGGUUCCGUGGUGGCUGCUUAAUCAACUAGUCGAGAUGUCUAUGCUAAGAACAACUCUGGUGUCUUUAAUAAUUAGUUGUUGAAAUCUAAUGGUUUUCUUGUUGAAAGAUUUGGGAUCUUUUAUGUUAUUUUCUUUUUGUUUUAUGGGAUCUUUUAUGAUGAUGAAGCCUUUAUCAAUGGAAAGUAUAUUUUAUUGCUUAGAU